Molecule: messenger RNA, 756 nt
Organism: Arctia plantaginis
Lineage: Eukaryota; Metazoa; Arthropoda; Insecta; Lepidoptera; Erebidae
Source: the annotation of a GenBank genome assembly
AUGAGGACCGAACGAACAGAAGAUACGGUUUCCAGCAGCAGCAAUCUAACUAAUCAUGCGGUGCGUCACAAAAUUGUUGUCCUAGGAGCGGCGAAGGUCGGCAAGUCCUCACUCAUAACUCAAUUUCUAUAUGGAUCCUUCUCACCUAAAUACAAAAGGACUAUAGAAGAGAUGCACCACGGAGAUUUCAACGUAUCAGGCGUCAGACUAACAUUGGAUAUUUUAGAUACAUCCGGGGCGUACGAGUUCCCUGCAAUGAGAGCUUUGUCCAUGCAAUCAGCAGACGCCUUUAUUCUUGUUUACGAUAUAACAGAUGCCAACAGUUUUGCAGAAGUGAGAGCUUUGAGAGAUCAAAUCCAUGUAACAAAAGACAGUACAGCCGUUCCGAUUGUCGUAGUUGGCAAUAAAGUGGAUUUGGCAGAAACUGGAGCAAGACAGAUAGAAUUCCACACAACAGAAUCAGUAGUAACAGUUGACUGGGAGAAUGGGUUUGUGGAGGCGUCGGCCAAAGACAACAUGAACGUGUCUCAGAUAUUUAAGGAGCUCUUGGUACAGGCAAAGGUUAAGUAUAACUUAUCACCAGCAUUACGACGACGACGGCGACAGUCCCUGCCUACAGGACCGCAAGGGCCACCUGGCUCGAGCCCUACACCGCCGGCAAAUGCGCCACAUGUUCCGUCGCCAGCUCAAUUGGCUCAUCUGCAACAGAUCCGCGAGCGACACAACAACAAACGUAAUUCAUGCAUCAUCUCCUAA